CCUCUCGAGCUUACCCGAAAAAUCCUCCGGGAUAAGCAGAACAAGAAGAAUUCUGGGCAGCCCAUUCCAGUAUUUCCAUCCUGGGUCUAUGAGAGACCUGCACUCAUUGGGGAUUUCUUAAUUGGCACCAGCCUAAGCACUGACACAACAGUACCAAUAGGCACUUUGCCACUGGCCUCCCAGGAAUCCAUGAUUGUGGAGGACUUGCUGUACGUGCUGAUUGGAGUGGAUGGCAGGUACAUCACAGCACAGGCCCUGGUGGGCAGGCAGAACAGAGCCUUCUCACUUGAUCCAAACCUGGACUUGUCCAUCAAGGAGUUGGUGACCAGGAUUCUUCCUGUGGCUGCCAGUUACUCUGCUGUCACCAGGUUUAUAGAGGAGAAGUCCUCCUUCGAGUAUGGACAGGUAAAUCAUGCUCUGGCUGCAGCCAUGAGGACUCUAAUCAAGGAAUACAUGAUAUUAAUUACCCAGCUGGAGCACCUUCAGAGGCAGGGCCUGCUGUCACUGCAGAAGCUGUGGUUUUACAUCCAGCCCACAAUGAGGACCCUGGAGAUUCUGGCUUCACUGGCUACUUCUGUGGAUAAGGGUGAGUGUAUGGGAGGAUCAACCCUGAGCUUGCUCCAUGACAAGACUUUCAAUUACACAGGGGACAGCCAGGCUCAGGAGCUGUGCCUGUAUUUAACCAAGGCAGCCAGCGUGCCUUACUUUGAAAUCCUGGAAAAGUGGAUAUAUAGAGGCAUCAUUAAUGAUCCAUACAGUGAGUUCAUGGUGGAGGAGCACGAGCUGCAGAAGGAGAAGAUUCAGGAGGACUAUAAUGACAAGUACUGGGAUCAGAGAUACACUGUUGUCCAGCAGCAGAUCCCCUCCUUCCUGCAGAAAAUGGCUGACAAAAUCCUAAGCACAGGCAAAUAUUUAAAUGUUGUGAGGGAAUGUGGGCGAGAUGUCACCUGCCCUGUGGCCAAAGAGGUCAUCUACACUUUAAAGGAGAGAGCCUAUGUGGAGCAAAUAGAAAAAGCAUAUAACUAUGCCAGCAAAGUUCUUCUGGACUUCCUGAUGGAGGAGAAAGAGCUGGUGGCUCACCUAAGAUCUAUAAAACACUAUUUCCUGAUGGAUCAAGGGGACUUUUUUGUUCACUUCAUGGAUCUGACAGAGGAGGAACUGAAGAAGCCUGUGGAUGACAUCAUAACAACAAGGCUGGAGGCUCUGCUGGAAUUAGCCCUGAGAAUGAGCACAGCCAACACUGAUCCCUUCAAGGAUGAUUUAAAGAUUGACUUGAUGCCCCAUGACCUCAUCACACAGCUGCUGAGGGUGUUGGCCAUAGAAACAAAGCAGGAGAAAGCCAUCAUCAGUGCAGAGCCCACAGAGCUCACCCUCAGCGGCCUGGAGGCCUUUUCCUUCGACUACAUUGUGAAGUGGCCUCUGUCCCUCAUCAUAAACAGGAAAGCACUGACAAGGUACCAGAUGCUUUUCAGACACAUGUUCUACUGCAAGCACGUGGAAAGGCAGCUGUGCAAUGUUUGGAUCAGCAAUAAGACAGCCAAACAAUUCUCUCUGCAUUCAGCUAAGUGGUUUGCUGGUGCUUUCACACUGCGGCAGCGGAUGCUGAAUUUUGUGCAGAAUAUCCAGUAUUACAUGAUGUUUGAAGUGAUGGAGCCAACAUGGCACAUCCUGGAGAAGAACCUGAAGCUGGCAUCCAACAUUGACGAUGUCCUGAGCCACCACACCAGCUUCCUGGACAACUGCCUGAAGGACUGCAUGCUCACCAACCCAGAGCUGCUCAAGAUCUUCUCCAAGCUGAUGUCUGUGUGUGUCAUGUUCACCAACUGCAUGCAGAGGUUCACCCAGAGCAUGAAGCUGGACAGUGAGAUGGAGAGGCUCACCCUGGAGCAUGGCACCAUGCUGGGCCCUCCCACCGAGGAGGAGCGUGCUGAGGAGGCUGCCAAGAAGAAGCUGACCAACAAGCUUUUAGCAGAGCAUGCUGACAGCCUGCACCUCACAUCUGGCUUUGAAGCCACCAUCAACAAGUUUGACAGCAAUUUCUCCACACAUCUGCUGGACCUGCUGGACAAGCUGAGCGUGUACAGCACCAAUGACUGUGAGCACAGCAUGCUCAACAUCAUCUACAGGUUGGACUUCAAUGGCUUCUACACGGAGCGCCUGGAGCACAUG
Zonotrichia albicollis (white-throated sparrow) is the source of this 2169-nucleotide messenger RNA. NCBI's taxonomy places the organism in Eukaryota, Metazoa, Chordata, Aves, Passeriformes, Passerellidae. The record is from RefSeq and is a predicted model, not a curated record.